This is a messenger RNA of Aspergillus alliaceus, 1140 nucleotides long. Its product is annotated as SEC14 family lipid-binding protein. NCBI's taxonomy places the organism in Eukaryota, Fungi, Ascomycota, Eurotiomycetes, Eurotiales, Aspergillaceae. The transcript has 4 exons. The record is from RefSeq and is a predicted model, not a curated record. The coding region runs from base 1 to 1140 and encodes 379 amino acids.
AUGGUGCUUUUCUGGCGGAACCCAGAAGCCCACAACUCCCUUGUUGAUGAGAACUCGGCAUUUGGCAUGCCCAAGAACUCUUCGCGACAGGACACCGAAGCCAAAUGGAUGGCUGGGCAGCUAAACCAUCUGACACAAGAGCAGGACAGCAAACUGUUGAGAUUUCGGAACCUCUGCGAGCAGCAUGGAUAUUGUAAGGCCCAAACCAAUGAUGAAUGGACAGAUAAUGACCGUGCCAUACUUUUACGAUUCCUACGAGCACAGAGGUUCGAGAUUGAUAAUGCACUAGAGCAAUUUCGGGAUGCAUACGAAUGGAAAGCAGAACACGGUAUCAAAUCAUUCUACCAAAAUAUGGACGUGGUGAUGUACGAAUUCUCUAGGCAGAUGUUUUCGCAGUGGACAGGACAUCGAGACUCACGAGGCCUCCCAAUAUAUGUAUUUCCACUGAAGCAUCUCACCAAGGAGAGAAUGGAAGCUUUUGUGUCCAAAAUGUCACCAUUUUCUGUGACACCAUCCUCCUCGUCAUCACAAACACCGGGCCAUUUGAUCGUGUUUCAUGCGUUGUACGAGAAUAUGUUGGAUUUUGUAAUGCCACUCUGCAACCAACUUGAAAGGCCACACAUGGAAAUUCCUGUUACAGCAUCCACACAUAUUAUUGACCUAAGUGGGGUUACACUAAGGCAGUUUUUUGACUUAAAACGAUAUCUACAAGGGGCCACUUUAUUAGCGACAAAGCAUUAUCCCGAGACGCUUAGUCGUAUAUUUAUCCUCGGUGCCCCGCCACUAUUUCGGACAGCUUGGCAAAUAAUUAAAAACUGGGUGGAUCCUGGCACUCUCUCGAAAAUCUCAGUCCUGUCUCCAUCCGAAUCAAGGCGAGAACUACUAGCCUAUAUAGAACCCUCCAGCCUCCCAGAGCAAUACGGAGGGACACUUAAUUGGAAGUGGGGAGAUAUGCCCAACCUGGAUGACCACGGAAGGAGUCUAGCUCCUUCCCUAUAUCAGAGUGAUGCCAGUGGGUCCGACUACUUCAUUAAAGGCCCUGUCAUCUUCAAGGAUGGCGCUAUCGAAGGGUUGGGCUCUGCCGAAGGGAAAAUAAGGAAGAUAGUCAUACCAGUGCAUAAGCCAAGGGUAAUCGGUUGA